This is a messenger RNA of Bursaphelenchus okinawaensis, 2309 nucleotides long. The record is from the annotation of a GenBank genome assembly. Lineage: Eukaryota; Metazoa; Nematoda; Chromadorea; Rhabditida; Aphelenchoididae.
AUGUUAUUGAAGCGAAUACCAAGCUCCCAACUAACCAGUUUAAUAUCAAUACGACAAUGCAGACUAUGUUCAACAACACCAGAUGCUUGUUCAACAUUAGAACUGCCCAAAACACCCACUUUUCCGACGAAAAAACGUGGCACAGGAGAGCCGUUCAGCUUCGUCGACUAUAGACAGGUCUAUUGCCAGGCUGGGAACGGUGGAAAUGGCAGUGUGAGCUUUUUGAGAGAGAAGUAUGUCGAGUUUGGAGGUCCGGACGGUGGAAAUGGUGGUAAUGGUGGUCAUGUUUUGUUUAAAGGUGGGUCUUUGGGUUCAGUUGGUUGGCUCUACUGGCUAGUAUAAGUUAUGACUUUAGGGACCAGUUCGUUGUUUGUAAGCUUGUUUUUGAAAGGCUUUUGAUAUGUUUGGGAUAUUUUUACCUCUCUUUAUAUAUAUAUAAGCCAUAACUUGUACUUUUGUCUCAUGAUAUUGCUUUCAGCUGAUGACAAAACCAAGGAUUUGUCGCACAUAACACGAUGUAAAGCAGCAGUAGGAGAGAAUGGUCAAUCCAAAUGUUGUCACGGCAAAAAUGCACCACAUUUGGAAGUUAAAGUAUGUAUUUUAGUUUGCUUUUUGGUCGAAAAAAAAUUUUAAAAAAAUUCACAGGGGGACCAAGCUGAAAUUUUAGAAAAAAUUUUAAAAAAAAUUUUUUUGAAAUUUUAAAAAUUUUUUCACAAUUAUCACCUUUUGGAUGCCAUUACAGUAAAUAAUGCCUUGCCCUUUUAGGUCCCCCUAUACACCCUAGUCAAGCACCCAGAAACCAAAAAGGUAAUGCACGAGCUAUCUGAACAUGGCCAAAUCUACUUGGCUGCAAGAGGUGGAGCUGGUGGGCAUGGAAAUCAUUAUUACUUAUCGAAUCAGGUCAGAAAACCCCUGAAGGCAGAAUUGGGCGGAGUUGGAGAAAUAACACAAUACAUACUAGAGAUGAAGGUCAUUGCCACCGCAGGGCUGAUUGGGUACCCUAAUGCUGGAAAAUCGUAAGUUUUUCAAGUUGAGGAGGGUGGGCGGUUAAAACUUGAAAAAUUUGUAAGGGGGCGGGGAAAGUAAAAAAGAUUGCGGGCGGGGUUAAGAGAUUAAUUUUUAAUGGGCGGGUGAAACGAAAAUAAAAAAAAUUUAAGGGUGGGGAAAACUUUUAAAAAAUUUUACUGGACGGGGCAAAAUAAUUUUUUUAGUUGGGGGGGGUAAAAAAAUUUCAUGGCGGGGUUAAAAAUCAAAAAAAUUUUUUUUGGGUUGGGGGAGGAGAUUUAAAAAAAUGAGAUGGCAGGGCCGAAAAAAUGGAAAAUGGAAUAUAAUCGUAGUUUAGAACUCUUCUGAGAGCCAUGUCACGAGCAAAACCUAAAGUAGCUGCCUACCCAUUCACAACACUAAAACCUCACAUUGGAAUGGUGCACUACGAAGACUAUGAACAAGUACCUGGUCAGUUUUACUUACUUUACCCAAAAUUUUUGACAUUUUUUGCUUUGUAAAGAAAGUUUUUGCGUUUUUUUGAGCUUUGUAAUUUUUAUAAAAAAAAAAUUUUGUUAAAUUUAGUUUUUGUGUCAUUUUUAACCUACCAUUCUUAUUUUGAUCACCAAAACAAAAUAUUUUCAGUAGCCGACAUCCCCGGCUUAAUCGAAGAUGCCCAUAAGAACGUAGGCCUAGGAUUCGAGUUUCUGAAGCACGUAACAAGAUGCCAUUCUUUAUUUUACGUACUCGACUUUACCCUCGGACAAUGGAGAGAACAGUACGAGUCAUUGAGGAAAGAAGUGGAACUGUACGAACCUGAAUUGGCCAAAAAGAAGCGAGUUGUGGUCGUUAAUAAGGUGGAUCUGGCCAAAAAUGAUGAGGUUGGUUAUACUACCCCUACCCCUACCCCUACCUCUACCCCUACCCCUACCCCUACCCCUACCCCUACCCCUACCCCUACCCCUACCCCUACCUCUACCCCUACCUUUACCUUUGCUUGUAACUUAAGAUCAACCUCCUACUCUGCCUCAAAUGCCGCUAGUAGAAUGCCAAAAAAAAGUUUUGUCGUUUUUUGACGUGAAAAUCAAUAUAAAUUGGCGACAAAACUUUUUUUAAUAAAAAAUUUUUUUAAAUUUAAAAUAAUAUUGUUGUAGGACCUAGACGAAGUACGUAAAGAUCUAAAAGAGAAGGAAAUAUUCUUCAUAUCAGCUAAACAUGGACAUAACUUACUAGCCUUGAUGACUCGCCUACGAGAAGAACAUGAUGAAUAUCUGAAGAUCAGAGCCGAAGAACAAAAGGAACAGGAUCAGUUUGAGUUUGUUUAG